AUGGGGGGAACUGCUCGCAAACACGACUGUGUGCAGUGGGCGUGGCGCGUGCUUGGUCUAGACACAAACCCCUCCUAUGACAGCAUUCGUGCCGCCUACUGCAGACUCGCUGUCGCAACUCACCCGGACCGCUGCACCGACCCAGGUGCAAAAGAGAAGUUCCAGUUGCUGCACACAGCCUAUGAAACGGCGCUGGAGAAUCACUCACAGCACAAAUGCACGAAAGGGCGGGUGAAAAAUGCUGAGAGGUCUGGGUUUGACUGGAGAUCGGAAGUGGCCCGUGUGCGGGAGGCGUAUAGCAGCAUGUUUAAAUAUCGGCGUCGUCCUGAGGCGGCGGAGGCGCCGUCGAAGAAACAUAGUUCGACUUUGUCACGCGCCGCGCCGCAGCAAACGAAGAAGUUCCGUCGCUCGAAGAAGAAAAAUGCAGCGAGAGCACAAAUGUGUGGGACGAAUAGUGCUGCUGCGGCUACAGGGAUAGCAUCGAUACCGCCAGUGGCACAAGAAGAGCGUCGUCUGCGAGUUAUUGAGCCACGUCGUCGUCAUUACUUAUCUUUAUCACAAAAGUUGGUAUGCCGCAUGGUGUCAAGAGAGGCAUCACGGCGACGUGUCAUAGUGCAUUCUGCGCAGAAAGAACGACGGGGUAUUUUAUUAUGUUUGAAUGAGGAAAGGAUUCGUCAUGCCAUAAAGGAGUGGGAAACUGUUUCUUGGGCCAAGAUGAAGGAACAAUGGGCCGAGCUGUAA
Molecule: messenger RNA, 741 nt
Organism: Trypanosoma rangeli
Lineage: Eukaryota; Euglenozoa; Kinetoplastea; Trypanosomatida; Trypanosomatidae
Product: chaperone DnaJ protein
Exons: 1
Coding region: 1-741 (246 amino acids)
Biological process (GO): protein refolding
Cellular component (GO): cytoplasm
Source: RefSeq, a predicted model, not a curated record